Syzygium oleosum is the source of this 1572-nucleotide messenger RNA. RefSeq names its product disease resistance protein RUN1-like. The record is from RefSeq and is a predicted model, not a curated record. Gene Ontology annotation, biological process: defense response; signal transduction. The transcript is spliced from 3 exons. NCBI's taxonomy places the organism in Eukaryota, Viridiplantae, Streptophyta, Magnoliopsida, Myrtales, Myrtaceae. Gene Ontology annotation, molecular function: ADP binding. The coding region runs from base 1 to 1572 and encodes 523 amino acids.
AUGGACAGAGGGCAGAGUCAGGGAAAGAGAAAGAGAGCAGAGGAAGAGAGCAUUGAGGGAGCAUCGACUUCUUCGUUCAUGUCCCCAAUACCCACAGAUGUAGGUAGCGGUCAAUACGACGUGUUCUUGAGCUUUAGAGGCUCGGAUACCCGCAAGGCAUUCACCGAUCACCUCUAUCAUAGUCUGAUCAAGGCAGGGACUGUACCGGUUUGCGUGUUCAGGGACGAUAACAGCAUACCAAUUGGCAAGGAAUUUGGUUCACAGAUUCUCGAUGCCAUCACGCGGUCCAAUAUUUCAAUCCCCAUCAUAUCGGAAAAUUAUGCUUCGAGCAAAUGGUGCCUCCGCGAACUCAUUCAUAUCAUGGACUGCAAGAAGAGCACGUCACACAUAGUGCUGCCCAUUUUUUAUAAAGUUGCCCCAUCGGAUGUGCGGCAUCUAAAAGGAAAUUUUGGAAACGCCUUCCGUCUGAGUCAGGUGCGUUUUGAUGAGAAGGAUAUCCAGGAAGGGCAACGAGCACUUAAUGAAGUUAGUUACAUAAAUGGAUGGGAAUCCGAGAAAAUUGCUAACCGGCAUGAAGGAGAAUUGAUAAAACUUGUGGUCAAAACUGUUCUAAGCAAGUUACAGGAAGAUUUUCAGCUAGAUGUUCCUAGGCAGCUAGUUGGACUUGAUGAUCGUCUGAAGGAAAUCAUGGAUUGGAUUCACAGUCCUUCCAUCAAUGCUCGAAUGAUUGGAAUUUAUGGCAUGGGCGGGAUAGGCAAGACAACGCUGGCCAAGUGCAUCUACAAUCAACUCUUAGAUAAAUUUGAGCGUGUCAGUUUCCUUCCAAAUAUUCAAGAAAAAGCUUCCCGAUGCGAUGGUGUUGAGGCACUACAAAGUCAACUAAUAUCCGAUAUAUUACAUAGCGAAGAUAAAGUGACUAGAAUUGAUGACGGAAUCAAUAUAAUCAAAUCUAGAUUUGAAGGAAAAAAGGUCCUCAUUCUUCUGGAUGAUAUAGAUCACAAGAAUCAUCUAGAUUGGUUGGCUAGGGAAUGUAGUUGGUUUAUGGCAGGGAGUGUGAUCAUUGUUACAAUUAGAAAUGAAGCCGUUCUUGAUCAAUCUGAAUUCGAGGUAGAUUACAAGUAUGAAUUGAAUGAAUUGGAUGAGGAGCAUGCUUUACUUUUGUUUAACACACAUGCAUUUUGUAUGGACCAAUCUCCGAGGGACUUUGAGGGUAUCUCUCGUGAUAUCAUAUCCACCAUGGGUGGGCUUCCCUUGGCGCUUCAGGUCGUAGGUUCAUACUUGUAUAAAAAAACGAAUCGAAAAGUAUGGGAAGAUGUGCGGAAGCAAUUAAACAACCAACCACAUAGAGAUGUCCAAAAGAUAUUGCAAAUUAGUUAUGAUGCAUUAGAAGAUGGACAUAAGCAGAUUUUUCUCGAUAUUGUUUGUUUCUUUAUUGGCUUUAGCGAAGUGCACAAAUACGCCAUGUACAUGUGGGAGGGCUGUGGGUUUUAUCCGAGUCAAGGAAUUGAAGAGUUGAAGUUGAGGUGCUUAAUUAAAAUUGAAGAUAGAGAUAAGAUAGCAAAAUACCCUUAA